CAGACCACUGCAUACUGCUCCAUACCACACACCAUGGACGUCUCGCAGCAGUUGGCAGACUUUGAGGCGGCCCGCAGCACCGAUGUGCUGACGCGCGCGACGCCGAUCGACCUGGAUGUCGGCCUGCUCGCGGCAUACGACACGACGCCGGUGGAUGCCGAGGAGUACUCGUCGAACCGCGAGGCGCACCUCCUUGCGCUGACGCUUACGUCGACGCAGGCGCUUCUCGGUGGUCUGUUCACCCUCCAGACCCAGAGCACGGAGCAGGGCCCAGUCGUCAAGCUCCCCGAGCCCGAGUUCAAGCUGCCCCGCGAGAAGCCGCUGCCCAAGCCCAAGCCGCUGACCAAGUGGGAGCGCUUCGCCAAGGCCAAGGGCAUCAGCCACAGCAAGAAGGACAAGAAGGUGUGGGACGAGGAGAAGCAGGAGUGGGUGAACCGCUGGGGCCGGGACGGCAAGAACCGCGAGGCCGAGGAGCAGUGGCUGCACGAGUACAAGUCGAACGCGGACACGACGGUGGACCCGCGACACCAGGCGCGCGCGGAGCGCAAGCAACGCGUCGCCAAGAACGAGCGGCAGCGCGCGGCCAACGUCGCCAUCGCGCUCGCCAACCCCACGUCUACACUGGGGCGGGAGACUGCCGCGCCGGUCACGAGCAGCAAGGAGGGCCGGGCGAGCGCGCGGGCCGUGCGCAAGGCCGAGCUCGAGCGGAGCAUGCUGGUGUCCAAGACGGCGACGGCGUCGCUUGGGCGCUUUGACAACAAGAUCGAGGGCGAGCCGCGCGCCAAGGGCAUCAAGCGCAAGUUCGAGGCGACGGUCGGCGACUUCAAGAGCGAGAAGGAGGCCGCGAUGAGCAUCCUCACCAAGGUUGGGACGGCGGAGCGGAAGAAGGGGCCGAAGAAGGGCGGAGAGGGCGAGGACGGCGGCCUCAACCAGCGCAAGGCUGUGCGCUUCGAGGAGCGCAAGCAGCAGCUUGCGAACAAGCGCUCCAAGGGGCGCAAGUGAGCGUGUGCGCGUUACGGGAGUUCAUGAGAGCUAUAGGGAGAGGGCAGACUGCGGAGCCGGGUUACAGGUGCCCGCUAUGUAUGUAUUCUAUAUGCAUCAGUCAGACCG
This is a messenger RNA of Cutaneotrichosporon oleaginosum, 1110 nucleotides long. RefSeq lists its product as uncharacterized. The record is from RefSeq and is a predicted model, not a curated record. Lineage: Eukaryota; Fungi; Basidiomycota; Tremellomycetes; Trichosporonales; Trichosporonaceae. Gene Ontology annotation, cellular component: preribosome, large subunit precursor; nucleolus; nucleus. Gene Ontology annotation, biological process: ribosomal large subunit biogenesis; endonucleolytic cleavage in ITS1 to separate SSU-rRNA from 5.8S rRNA and LSU-rRNA from tricistronic rRNA transcript (SSU-rRNA, 5.8S rRNA, LSU-rRNA); ribosome biogenesis. Gene Ontology annotation, molecular function: protein binding.